GAUUAAUUGGACACAGGUGCAUCAUUCCUUGACUGCAGCUGUUUCUGUCUCUGGAUUCACUUUUAAUCCGCUCUGCUUUCACAGAGAGAGCGUCAAGCACCCUCAAACACCAUCACCGGGAAUGGGCUGAAUGCGAGUGAGUCUUGUAGUUUAUCAACCAACAGGAACAGAAAUACUUGAGUUUUGAAAUUCAGCGAUUAACUUACACUUUAUGCAGCUAAAUGGACGUCAAGAACAGAGUCAGACAAGCUGAGCGUUUGGUUAACCCGGUUGACCCUCUCAUAGACCAGAUCUGUUAGUCUUGGUUAAAAAUAAACUUAAAUUGAUCUUAAUUGUUCUGACAGAACGACAAAGUCCAUUCAGCAGUGUCAUUGAUCCUCGAUGGAUCAAUUUGUUGCAGCAUAAUUUCAACCCACUAAGCAAUAGACGGCUAUUAGAUGACUAGUUUUGGUAGACCUGAUUCCCACCGUCUAGAAACUGUUUAUUUUUGUGAGUUGCAUAACUGCUCUCCAAGUAUUUAACCAGAACAAUAAUGAAAGCCGUUAAGGAAUAUACAGUGUAGUAUAGAUAUAGCACGGAUUUAGACUUGGUCUAAACUUCUAUAUACAGUCUAUGUUUUACACCAAAAAAUGCUCAGUGGGAAGUUCAAGCCAUUGUUUUCUUCUAACCUGAGAAAUGACCUUCGACCUUCAGCUACAAUAGUCACCUGCAGUUACCAUAGAGUGAUAAUAUUGACAAUUCAGUGAAUGAUGAACUACUUAUCUGUCUCUAGAACUUCUCAUAGUUUUAUAAGCAGGAUAUUUGUCUAAAUUUGUUUAAUCAAGCGUAUUUAUCAAAAAGUAUUUUCAUUUGUGUGAAAUAUUGUGUCAGCCAUGCUUCAUUCAUCUUUCAGAGAGACAUAAAAGCUGCUUAAUAUUUUCAUCUUGUUCAUCUUCUUCGGUUCAUUGUGUGGCUGUUGUUGGUGUCACAGGGUUUAAAAGCAGGUGUGCAGUACCAAUUAGUCGAGCUUUGUGCGACCAGAAAAGGAACCUGCACUCUGUCUAAAGUCUAGAAGGUUGAAAAAAAAAAAAGGCUCUUCAGCCAAUCUCUGACCUCGCUCUGUUCUUUUGUACCUUUUUCGCUCGGUUUGGUGAGUUGUGAAAGGUCCAGGUAAAAAGCCUUGAGGAGAGUUUUUGCUUCCUUUUGUGAGAUAAUUGCUCCUCAGCACAAAAAUCCAAGUUAAUUUUGAAAUGAUUGAAUCCCAACAGCAAAAUAAUAGAAUUUCAGAAUUGCUUUCCCAAUCAGACAGUUGAUAUUCACGUUUUCAGUUUUUAGAGAAAGAAAUGCAUUAGAUAGGUAUGUGCUUCUCGGUUUGUGGACCUGUUAAUGGACUGUCGUAUUCCUGGUUCAUUCUCAGGUUGUUUUUUUUUCUUCUGUCAUCCUCUAACAACAACAGCUGUCAAGAAAAGCUGACGCACAAAGAUACAAUUUUUUUUUCAACCCUCUUACACUGCCAGAGUCUGAAAGCAAAGGGGGCUUUUCGGCAGAAGAAUACAGAAAAACAUUUGUUUACCACUGAAGUCCUUUUGUACAUUAGACAGAAAAACUGCAGCUCAAAGUCUGAAUCAUAAACCAGACAGCUGCAAUAAAAAUAUCAAACAUCUGCUCACACCUGAUGCAUUUUUAGCCUCCAGAUAAAAGUUAAUCAGUCAGAAUGAUAUUGAUCCUGUUAUUGUUGAAUUUAUUUGUAUAAUAAUGACAAUAAUUUAUCGCCACAGCAACCAAUCAUACUCUCCAUAAAAAUGACACACAGCGCAAGGAUGGAUUGUAAUUAGUUCACAAACUUAAAAGUCCCCAUGAGGAGCAUUGGCUUUGUGUUGAUUCUGGUGCCCCCCAGUGGACAACGCCACAUAUUCCAUCACUCAUCUUCUCUUGUUCUGUACAUGUUUCAGCAUUUUCUUCUCACAUCAUUACAGUCAUUUUUAUCACUCAACAAGAACCUUUGCAGUGGAAAUUACAAAUAAAUAGAUAUUCUGCAGUGUCACUCAUCAUCAACAUCUAACCUGCAACACUGGUUUCAGCCAGUGAAAUUAAUUGCAAAGUAAUGUUGAUGAUCUUAUUUGAUUUUGUAGAUUGUAAAGAAGUAUGAGUAUUAAUUUCAGUGUGGCCAAUUGAUAAUAAUAAUAAUAAUAACAACAACAACAACAACAACAACAACAACAAUAAUAAUAAUAAUAAUAAUAAUAAUAAUAAUAAUAAUAAUAAUAAUAAUAAUAAUAAUAAUAAUAAUAAUAAUAAAUAUAAUAACAAUUAUUAUUAUUAUUAUUAUUUAAUACAGAUAGGUCAUUUAAUCAUCUUUAGUUCAACUCAAGGAGCUCAAAUCAGCUUGAAAUGUCCCUACAUGGAUUUGUUUGUGCUGCAAACUAACAAAUUAAUUAAAGCUCCUGUGAGAGUUUUUUUUUCGACAUUUAUGAAUGGACUGAAAUGCCUUUUUUAUGACACACACAAAAGCAAACAAGACCAUCAGAGACAAGACUGACAAUUUGAAUACAGUCAUUUUUAAUCCUGGAAACUGACAUGAGGAGGUCUGUGUCAGUGAAGGAGGCCCAAACUGAAAGUUCCUCACAGGAGCUUUAAUCAUCAUUUAAACCUAAAUUGAACUAAAUUGACUGUUUUUCAAUACGUUUGUUUCAGAAAUAGUUCCCAACUCUGUUUUAACACUUCCUGUAAUUUCACACCAGUUCUGAGAGAGUUAAAGGUCAGGGUCAGAGGUCAGAGAUGUUGUGUAGCAUAAGUUGUCCUUCAGCAGCAGGAGUUUUCUCAAGCUUGUGUGUUCAUUACAGCAUAUGUUAUUGCACGUUUUCACUUCAACAGUGUGUGUAUGCAGGUGCUACACACCCCGACCUGACCCCAUGUUAGGUGACAUGUGAGUCUGUCAUGUAGUAGUCAGUCAUGUGCUGAAAUACUAUACUGUGCUCUGAAUGUUUCAUGAGUUUGUGAAGCACUGUUUUGUUUUCAGUGAAUGUAAGUGAUAAUGCGAGAUCCUGAAAAACUACAAAAAAUAUAUUUUUUAUUAAAAUAAGGCAAAUAAUUUCAAAGAUUAUCAACCUCAUAUAUUAAAAAAACGAUUUAUUAAUUAUUGUGUUUGAAACUACAGUACAUGUUAUUUUACGACUGUAUGUUCUGAAUUCAUGGCAUGAAAUUUUUGUAUAUGUAAGAUAUGCUCAGACUAGAGUUAACAGAGACUGGAGCCUGGUCAUACUGACCUGCCCUGAAAUUUGUUUUUGGCUGUUCAAAAACAGACUGUUGCUUGCCUGCAAGGAGCAAUGUUCAAAAAUAUACAUUUCAUAUGUAGUGUACAAUGUAUUAAAAUGACAACUUUGCACUAUCACAAACAAAAGUUGUAAUUUUUCCCUUUAAAUCACGAACAUUCUGGCAGCCAGCUUAUGUAAGGCGCUUACUUCAGCAUAAUUGUGUUAUUUUGACAAUUUUGACAACAGCUAAUAAGGGUCCAGUUCUACAGAGAACGAACACGCUGUCCUCGACCCUGUUAUGUUUACAGUCUAGUGAAAGAAAAAAAGGAUUGAAAUGAUUGGUAUCAUGUGGUAAAGGAGAUAACAAAGGAAGCAUGUAGGGACACUCUUUACUGAUCAGAUGGAGAAUAUGGACCGCUCUUAUUAUGGCUGAUUCUUGUGUCCCUCAGUUACAACCAUCCUAAUCAAAAACAGCUAUUCAGCCUCAGGCCAAAAGGUACAUUAGAGAGACAAAGCACAUGUUUAGAAGCUUGUUAGCCAUAUUUCAGUCGGCAUAUGUUUAAAAUGCUCAGUGCAGCUGCAGAACAUCGCUUAUGUUUUGAUGUCUCUGCUCCAACUCCACCACUCCUCGCAGAUUUAUUCUACAUGCAGGAAUUUAAGGGAUGAUGAGAUAACCUCUGACCCUUUGCUGGAGCGUGCAUGUGUUUAAAAUAUGAGCACAGCACUGAUGCGGGGUAGCAGUGGUAAUGAGAGGAGAGAAAUCUUGCCGCUUAACUGGACUGUAAUACUGAGAGGAUAUAUUCAUAAGGUUGUUGUGAGAGUGACACAUGUCAAGCGUGAAAUCAGUUUCAUGCCUAUGGUUUGUGCAUGUUUCACAGUUUCCUGAAAACUUGAGUUAUCAAUCAUUAAAAAUCAAGCAUCAGUUUUCGUAAAGUUUGCAAUCAGCAUCAAUCAUUCAAAAAGCUGCUGUUUGGCUCUGAACUUUCCAGGUAUGAGUCUUCACUGUGCAAACAUGAAGGUUCAUGUUCAAGGGGGCUGUACCUUUCGUGGCUGGCAUGCACGUCCUCAGAGAUCAGAAGUCCUCAGAGAUCUCAGAGAGCUGUAAUUGGCUGGUUAAGUUUAACAAAGGGCAGUGGGAGCAGUGAGUUUAAAAGCAGGGGACAGAGCGCCACCUAGGGAACUAAGUCGCAAAGAGCUCAGAGAUACAAAAGUGAGGACUUAUAACCUCUGAGUUUGCUUUGCAGGUGACUGAACAGAAAUAUGAAUGAAACAUAAAAAGCACAUAAUCAAAACAGGCAUCAGCUGAUUUUUAGCAAGAACACUGCAGGCCAACACUUUCUGCAUCAGCAUCUUUAAUAUUCCUACUGCUCUUUUUUUUUUUCUCUUGGUGAGCCAGCGUGGGCCGCUUCUCGCCUUGAUCAUGCACUGACCAGUCGGCCUCACCGCCUCCAUCCAGGGGGAGAAACCCGCUGCCUCUUCUCCAGCCAGGCUUUGAUGUGUCAGGGUGCAGUUAACAAGUUACUCCCCUCUGAAGUGUAUUAGCUGGAAAUUGAACCUUUUCAUCUUCCUCUUCUUUCGUUUGACCUUGUUUGGAGCUGUGGGGUUUUGUUCGACAGGGGAGAGCAUUUAAUGCUUUUUGCAUUUCAUCAGCAGCGUACAUAUUUAAAUCACGAUCAUGUUUCUUACAUUUUUAGGAAUACAGAAGCGCCGCCAGAUUUUUAAAACGCAUGAAAAUGAUUUCUUGGGUAAAUUGAUGAAGUUGGCACAUAUUCAGCUUUUACCAACCAACUUUAUAUUUCUAACCACAUGAAAUAAAUCAUUUAAAGACCUUGUGAAAACAACAGGCUUAAUAAUAUCUCCUGCAGCCCUUUUGCAAUAGUCAAUACCACAGAAAAGAAAACCUGCUCUCUUCUCCUUCAGGUCUGAGAGUGACCUUUGGACAUUCAAAAUGAAACCUAAAUAUCAAAACAACUGUUAGACUGAUUUCCAUUAAAUUUUGAAAAGAUAUUCACAAUCCCCAGAGGAUGAAUCCUGAUGACUUUGUUGAUCCCCUGACUUUUCAUCUACCAUCACCACGAGGCUGACAUUUGUGGUACAGAUUGAAAUAUCUGUUCUUUUCUUGUUUUGCUUUCAAAUUAAAUAUUCAAGGUCCCUGGAGGAUAAAUUCGGAUGACUUCUGUUGUCAUCUGAUUUUCUUUCCAGCAGCACCAUCAUGAGGUUGACAUUUAUAAGACUUGGUUACCCAUCAAAGAUCAUGCGAUGAGGGUGACGGCAGAUGUCUCAGGACCUCUGAUGUAGCCAGCAGGUUAUUUCUGCUCGUCAGACAGCAGUAACCCUGGUGUUGAAAAUGAAGCUGAUGUGGUUGUGCAAAAAACUGCAGUUCCAGCACACUUGUGGUUGACCAAAAAACAGAGGAGUCUCUAUAAUACCUACAUCAAAUUGUCUCAGUUUACAGCAGAAUUACACUAGUUUACAGCCAGCUUCAAAACAUCAAUUUAAAACAGAGAUACACAUAGAUUUGCAUUAAUAAGGGUGUGGCUGAGUUGCUUUUUUUAGUAGAUUCACUCAAAUCUACAUGAAUCCAGUCUAGUCUAAUCUACACAAUUACAUACUUAGAAUACAAAAGUUUCAAAUAGAUCAUUUUCAGCACUGAGUGAUUUAAAAAUUAUUACAAAUCAGUCACUUGAAAAUCAGUGCCUGUGAGUGCAGUUGGCCCAAGUCUCCCAAAUAGUAUAGAGAGUAAUUUCUGCUUUUCUCAGCCCAGACUGCCUCUUUUGUCCUGUCAGCUCCAGCUGCUUCAUCCCUCCACUCCCUGUCCCCAUUAUCUGACCUUACCGCCCACUUGUUCUCAUGUUUCUACUUUUCUUCAUCAUUUCAUUUGAACUCAUACCUGACCUACUUGUCUCUUGUUCAAACUUGAUUUUUCUCUAAAAUUUUGAACAGUUUGUUUCCUUAAAUGUCAACAAGGGGACAGUACAGAAGACAAAAUUCAAGACUGUAAAAGUUGUAAUAAAUUAUCCUGUAAAAACGUCUCAUUUGAACUGGUUUAAUCUGUGAUCCGUUAACUAUUUUCCUGAUAUAACAGUCUGUGAUUUGGUGUAAAAAAAGCCAGAAAAUUUAAAGAAAGUUGACCUAUUUUUCUCAAUAAAGUUAUUUUGAAUCAUGAUAAGACUUGGCGAUUAAAUAAACAGGAGAAAGUUUGAUAAAUAUUUGCCACAGCUGACCUGAAAUCCUGCGACAUGAACCGACAAGAACCAAAUUUGAGUGAUGGGUCUUCUGAAACCCUAAUUUUAAUGAGCAGCUAGACAUCCUCUUUUUCAGAUUUAACAGUACACAGAUUCUUUUUCCAUGAUCAUUGAAGCUAAAGUCUUUUUAUAGUGGUUUGUGUAAAGGUCUUUUGCUUUUUUGACAUAUUUUUACUGACUUCAAAUGCACACUGUUGUCCAUGAAGGCUGAGAUACGUGCAGAUUGUUUUAUAACAUUUCCACUGAUAAAUCCCCCAUGACUCCACUUUACUAAUAGUUUACUUCAUGUCUGAAAUAAAGCUGGCUCCACACAAAGACGCCCAUUGAUGACACAUAGUCGCAGUACUGGAAGACCUCGCAGAGACAGACAUCUCAAAUUCAAAUACCAGGAUUUGCCCGAGGAAGAGGACAUAUAUCUAAACCUUCAGGCUGCAGAGGUGAGAAUACAGAUUUAGAUUCUGAUACACAAAAUGUAGAAAUUCUGCCUUCUUGUAUUCAGAGAAAUCAAACUGAUUUGUAUUUCCCUGCUAACCUUUCGCAGGAAUCAAAGGCUUGUCUGCAACAUGAAGCUAUCUUUUGUUCUGGUUUUUGCAUUUAUCCUCCCGCUCAUCAGGGCUCAGGUGCCUCACUGGGGGCCGUGUCCAGAACCAGCAGUUCAACCUGCUUUCGAUCUCAAACAGGUACGAACAAGCCUGUCUCCGUGAUGGGGUUUGCUGGUGUGAUCUGCUGACAGAUCUUUCUUCUUUCUGAGAGGAAAAAAAACAACUUUGGGUUUUUAAAUUAAUCAGAUAUUUGAAAAUGUGCUCUAAAAUAAGUCGACACUAUUGAUAAGUACUUAGCUCUGUUGGCAACUGACUAUCUUUACUUUGCUCACUUGUAAUCUGAAUGGAUGGUUAAGUGUAUGACAUUUAUAAGCAGUACAAUUACAUGUUAAAAGUUGGUCAAACACCGCAGUUUAUUGCAAAUACAAACAUUUAUUUGUGCAGUUCUUAUGUGCCAAAUAUCCAUCUGCCUCUGUUUGCAGUGCUCAUUAAGAUAUAUAGAGGAAUCAUGUGUUCUUUAUUACAUUUCCAUCUGAAUCGCAGCCGAGAAUAAGUUUGCUGUGGCCCGGGAUGCAAAUACGUCUUCACAUUCUCCUGACUCCACUAACACAUGUAGAUUUAUUCAUACUCUCUUCUGUCAGUGCUCUCAAUUGUCUUUGAACUCUUGUGUGUGUUUCUGCCCUCUCAGUUCAUGGGGAGAUGGUUUGAAAUUGCCAAGCUGCCUGCCCAGUUUGAGAAGGGACGAUGCAUCGAAACCAAUUUCACUUUGACGACCGACAGCUCCAUUCGAGUGGUUAGCUCGGAGAUACUGUGAGUCCUAUCUUCAAUUUCUUUGUGCAAAUGUGGAUUCAAGUGGUAAUAUUUUCACGGUUUGUAUAUCCUUUAACACAACAUGAAAUUUGACUGUCUGAUUAAACAGAAAAGGAGAGCUGCGGAAAAUUGAAGGGACAGGAGUCAUAGAGGACAUGAAGAAUCCAGCCAAACUGGGAAUAAGUUAUUCCUAUGGUGAGGACUGAGUGUAACUAUUGUGUGUCUAUGUUUAGGAUGUCUAUUUCUCAGGACAGUGAGGCCUUUGACCUCCAGCCUCUUCACGAUAGAAGCAACAUUUUUCUUCUUGAGUCAGAUCCACAGAAAAAUAUGUGUGUCAUUCUUCUUUUGUUCACAGUGCUUCCAUACUCCCCAUACUGGAUCCUGUCCACUGACUACGUGAACUCGGCCCUGGUCUACUCCUGCACGGAUGUCCUCAGACUGUUCCACGUGGAUUUCGCCUGGAUCCUCGGCCGGACAAGAUCCCUGCCAGAAUCCACUCUUGAGACAGCGAGAGACACCUUUGCCAAAAACAACAUUGACGUGAGCAGGAUGAUCGCCAGCAGGCAGCAAGGCUGUGACAAAACCCUGUAGAAAGGCAGCACGAGAUGUUGCUGAGGAUGUUUAAGCAUCUGUUCCAGGAAAACAGUUUCCUAAUAGGCCCUCUUUAUGCUGAUUGUGACCAGGAGGCUAGACACAGCUUAUAUUAAUGAUUGGUUUAUUUCUGCCUUGUUUAGACAAUAUAAAUGUUUACAGCACAAAAUACCUGCGCGCCUUACUGUGCAGCACUGUAGGUGAUUGAAUGUAACGGUUAUAAGCUGAAUAAUAAAUGCACAGUCAGGGUUUACCCCUUUUUGUUAAAUAUAUCAUCACUGGUUGUAAUAAUAAUAUCUGAGGUUAAUGUUUCCCACAGUUUUCGCCAUACAGAUGUAAUUGCUGUCAUACUGAACUUUAAUUGCUGUCAUAUUGAACUGUUUUUUGUCUAAUCUGCAGUAACAAAUAGAAGAAUUAAAUUUAAAGUAUUAAAUAUUGAGUAAAUCUGAUUAUAUAAAGUACACUGCAAACUGGAAACAUGAGUAACCAAAUUAAAGGGUUAAAAC
Xyrichtys novacula (pearly razorfish) is the source of this 8927-nucleotide messenger RNA. NCBI's taxonomy places the organism in Eukaryota, Metazoa, Chordata, Actinopteri, Labriformes, Labridae. The record is from the annotation of a GenBank genome assembly.